This is a messenger RNA of Culex pipiens pallens (northern house mosquito), 681 nucleotides long. RefSeq lists its product as uncharacterized. The record is from RefSeq and is a predicted model, not a curated record. The coding region runs from base 346 to 594 and encodes 82 amino acids. The transcript is spliced from 2 exons. Lineage: Eukaryota; Metazoa; Arthropoda; Insecta; Diptera; Culicidae.
UCGACUGGUCUCGUUCGCGGCUGAUCCGCACUCGCUGAACACGGAGUGCGCAAACGCACCACACUGGCGGCUGUUUCCUAGUGCGCUGAAACCGGCAACGAGAUUCCGCUCAGCUUGCCGUCAGUCUUGGCACGGACUUCUGCUCGAACCGAUCUCGCGGUGCGUGUUUUCGCCAGGUUCUUCGACACCGCGUGGAAUUCACUGCUCUGUGCACACUUCUUCACCGUUCGUUCGUGAAAAUGUGAUCGACUGCGACUACGAUUUCGACUUUCUUAUCGAUCGAUUGUUUUUUAUCGACUGCUGUGUGGGUGUGUGGGUGUGCGUUCGUGAAUCUCGUCAAGUGUAAUGGCAAUAAUCUUGAUCCACUUGCGUCGAAUUGUGCUGCUGGUCACGGUCGCUUAUCUCUGUGGCACCCUGGUGAAGAAGCUGCUGUACGGUACCGCUGUGCGCUAUCCCAAGAUCAACAAUCUGCUGUUUACGAAGCGGUUCCACUGUCAGCUGUGGGUUUACCUGUACACCGUGUACCUGUACGUGGUCGUGCUCAACUGUAUCGGCUGGAAUCAGCUCAACGUGUUGGACUUUUUCCUUCAAUGAAAAUUCGGUUCGGUGAAAAUUCCCUGCUCGUUAGUGUGAGUUCCACCGACUAAAAUUAAUCUGGAAGACAACCGGCGGCGCUUGAGA